AUGGCUUUGAAGCGUCAUGAGUGUUUGGCCAAGCGCUUGGUACGGGAACCAGAAUUGGCAAGAGUUCUCCAGGAGAAGAUAGCGGACUACAAAGCGAAAGGAUAUAUUCGAAAACUUUCGAAGCAAGAAGAAGCAAUGCAUAAGGGACGCUCGUGGUACCUGCCGAUCUUUCCAGUUGUAAAUCUCAAUAAACCAGGAAAGCUUCGCAUGGUUUGGGACGCAGCAGCCAAGGUAGGCCGCGUUUCACUAAAUUCGUUUCUGUUGAAAGGACCUGAUCAAGUUACGCCUCUUCCAAACGUUCUACAGCGGUUUCGUGAGUAUCGUAUAGCGGUCUCAGGGGAUAUUCGCGAGAUGUUCCAUCAAGUGCAGAUCAACAACGAAGAUCAGCAUAGCCAAAGGUUUCUGUGGAAUGAUGGAAUCCUCAGCGAUACCCCAACGGUUUAUAUCAUGCAGGUGAUGACGUUCGGUGCGAGUUGUUCUCCCAGCAGCGCACAGUACGUCAAGAAUCUAAACGCAGGUCGAUUUAAGAACCAGUUUCCAGAAGCAGUGGAGGCGAUCUGUAACGGAACUUACGUCGACGAUAUGCUUUAUAGCGUCGAAUCGGAAGAAGAGGCGGUGAAACUGGCGCAGGAUGUACGGUUCAUACACGCUGAAGGAGGGUUUGAAAUCCGGGGAUGGUUGUCGAAUUCGAAAAAAGUUAUUGAUGUCAUGGGUGAUCACAGUUCUUCUCAAAAGGAUUUGAACAAGCCUGGGGAGCUAGCAACCGAGAAAGUUCUGGGCAUGUGGUGGGAUACUGUCAGUGAUACGUUCACAUUCAAAAUUCCGCAACGAUGCAAGCACGAGCUGUUAUCUGGACAGGAAGCCCCAACCAAACGGGAGGUGCUGCGAAUCCUCAUGUCAGUCUACGAUCCGAUUGGGCUUCUCGCAAACGUGCUGAUGUUCUUGAAAGUCCUACUUCAAGAUAUUUGGCGUUCUAAUGUUGGCUGGGACGAACCAAUAGCAGAUCAGCAACUCGAGAAGUGGAGAACAUGGCUCAGUGUGUUACACAACGUCGAAACAGUUUCCGUUCCUCGGUGUUAUCGAACGAUGACAACGUCGUCAGCCAAAUCCAAUGAAAUCCAACUGCAUGUAUUCGUCGAUGCAAGCGAAAACGGAUACGCAGCAGUCGCCUACUUUCGGUACGAAGAGGGCAACACGAUAGAGUGUGCCUUCGUCACUGCCAAAACUCGUGUAGCGCCACUAAAGUACGUUUCGAUUCCCCGACUGGAGCUUCAAGCAGCAGUGAUUGGAACACGCCUGGCGAAGGCGAUAGGAGAGACGCAUCGAAUAGCCGUACAAAAACGGUUUUUUGGACUGAUUCGAGAGAUGUUCUUUGUUGGCUGCGUUCGGAUCACAGGAAAUACAGCAAGUACGUCGGCGCCAGAGUUGGCGAAAUUUUGGAAAACAGUGAACUUUCGGAAUGGUUCUGGGUUCCGACAAAAAUGAAUGUCGCAGAUGAAGGCACGAAGUGGCAAAGAAUUCCUGAUAUUUCGUCAUCAAGCCGAUGGUUUAACGGGCCUUUCUUCAUGUGGCAGCAGCGAAGUUCGUGGCCACCUCAGCCGAUGAAUCACGGAACUACCACAACAGAAAUCAACCAUUCGGUAAACCUUCAUGCUGUUCGAGUUCCAGUCAUUAACUUUGCUAAAUAUUCGAGCUGGCGAAAGCUUGUCCGAGUUGUUGCUUAUAUGCGCCGGUUUUACAGCAAUAUUCGGGCUAGAAUACAUCAGAGUACACCCACGAUCGGAAUCCUCAAACACAGGGAGUUAUCUGAAGCCGAAAACUUGAUCUAUAUACAAGCACAGCUAGAUGAGUUUAGUAAAGAAAUGUCCUUGCUAUUGCGUUCCAAGGAUGAGGACGGAAGAAAGGUAGCUCGUAUUCCCAAGCACAGUUCGAUCUACACAUGCUCACCGUUCCUAGACGAUAAUGGGGUACUUCGCAUGCUUGGAAGGGCGGCUGGUUGCCAAUUCAUACAGCCAGGCUCCGCUCAUCCUAUACUGCUACCGAAUAAACACCCGAUUACCACACUUAUCGUACGUUUCUUUCAUGAGCGCUACCAUCACCUGAACCAUGAAACAGCAGUUAACGAAUUGCGCCAGAAGUACCGAAUCCCGAAGUUGCGAAGAGUCUGCUACAAGGUACGGCAAGAAUGUCAGACCUGUAUGAAUGCUAGGGCUCGUCCGCGACCGCCCGUUAUGGCUGACCUUCCGCUGGCAAGGCUUGCAGCAUAUUCUCGACCAUUUUCCUAUGCUGGUGUCGACUACUUUGGCCCGAUGCAGGUAGUCGUUGGUAGACGCGUUGAGAAGAGAUGGGGUGUGCUCAUCACGUGCCUAGUAGUCCGUGCCGUCCAUAUAGAGAUCGCCCACACGCUUAAUAGCAGUUCCUGUAUCAUGGCGUUGCGGAACUUCAUGGCCAGGCGUGGAACGCCUUUAGAACUAUUCAGUGAUCGUGGAACUAAUUUCGUUGGAGCAAAUCGUGAACUGACCGAAGCAAUUCGCUCUCUAGAUCAGGAGAAGCUCAUGCAAGAGCUCGAAACCCCAGAUACCAAGUGGACGUUCUUGCCACCGAGUAGCCCACACAUGGGUGGAAGUUGGGAAAGAUUGGUGCAGUCUGUUAAGAAAGUACUGAAUAAUAUGAAGCUUCCAAGAUUGCCAACCGACGAAGUUUUCAGGAACAGCCUCAUGGAGGUGGAGAAUAUCCUAAAUUCGCGACCCUUAACUUACGUACCCAUCGAGGAUGUCGAACAUGAAGCCAUCACACCCAACCACUUUUUGUUAGAUUCAUCCAGUGGUUCCAAACCAUUACUACCCUACGACGAAAGCCUCGCUACGCUAUCGAACUCUUGGAAAACAUCACAAACUCACGCGAAUUUGUUCUGGAAGAGAUGGUUACGAGAGUAUUUGCCGUCGAUAAAUCGCAGCACAAAAUGGCAUUAUCCAGCUAAACCAAUCCAGAUUGGUGAUGUUGUCGUCAUUGUCGAUCCAGAUCUGCCAAGAAACACGUGGCCCAAAGGACGUAUUGUGGACGUCAAGCUGAAGGAUGGACAAGUUCGUAGUGCAACAGUGAGGACAACAGCGAACAUUUUCGAACGCCCAGCAGUCAAGCUGGCGGUUCUAGACGUCGGCGCAACAUCGAAUACACAGGAACCCGGAGCCUGUGUACUGGGGGGGGGGGGAGUGUUACGCAACAUGCGAACGCGCCUCCGUUAUCAAUUUACCCUCAACGAGGUCAGCCGCCCCAGCUGCAAGUGGGACAGCGGGUAACUGACAAGUCAGUGGUAAACAAACAAAAAAAAAAAGGAUAGCGACGACGAAGAAAGAUAUCGAGAUUAAAAAAGUGGUUUGAGAUAGUCAUUAAAGCGAAAUUAAAUUGAAACUAAUAGCUAGAAGUACGGUUUAGGAUUGUUUUAAGGUUGCUUAUAUAUAGUAGUACGGAGUGGAUUAACAGCUAAAAGUACGGUGCUGAAUUCUUAUAAUUAAUAGUACGGUUGAGUUUAUUAAAGGCUAGAGGACUGUUACAGCUAGUUCGUGCUAUUGAAGCAUCGCAGGUAACCGAGCUCAUGAUAAGGGUUAGACGACCGUACGAGACCAUUUCCCGGAAGUGACGGAAAUAAGUGAAAAUACUAAACACAAACCCUGAUGGCCU
Messenger RNA from Topomyia yanbarensis, 3681 nucleotides. RefSeq lists its product as uncharacterized. The record is from RefSeq and is a predicted model, not a curated record. Gene Ontology annotation, biological process: DNA integration. The coding region runs from base 1 to 1485 and encodes 494 amino acids. Gene Ontology annotation, molecular function: nucleic acid binding. The transcript is spliced from 2 exons. Lineage: Eukaryota; Metazoa; Arthropoda; Insecta; Diptera; Culicidae.